AUGACAAAGAAUGAUGCCGAUCAGAUAGAGUAUAUUAUUGAGUUUUCUGCAGCACACCUAUCUCAAGAGCCUUUAAACAACCCGGAGUUUUUAGAAAACCUUAAAGACACGCUCAAAAACAACGGCUCAGAGUUUUCAAUCAAAAACAUAGACGGAAAUAGAGAGAAAUAUAAGAUUAAAAUAAUCGAUAGCAUUUCAGAUUUAGGGGAUGGGUCCAAUAAUGUCGCUUUAUUUCAGAUGGACAUUCAAAACAGCUGUGUCAGAUUGAAACAGUUUGAUAUUUUAAAUAACGAGGAGCCAGAUGAUCAUAUGACGCCUGAGGACGAAAACAAGGAUGGUGGUUUGGAGAAAACUACCACCAAAAAUGAAAGCACAGGCAAUGAACAGCGUUCAAGAAAGGACAAGGGGAAUAUUAGGGUAAUAGAUAUUGAAGAUGGUGAGGAAUCUACAAUGAGUCUGAGAGAGAUGCAGCAGACGCUUCAGAAGCUUGCAGAACAGCCGCAAGAGCAUAGUAGAAAGAGCAUAAAGAGUAACCUGUCGGCUGCUGGUUUAAAGCCCAACACAUCCAGGAAGGUAAGUACAGAUUUGCCUAAUAUCGUCAUAGCUAAUAAAACCAGUGGCAAUCUGCCCAUAGCUGGAAACAAUGCUGGAAGCUUGUCAUCUAAGGCUAAUGCCAACUAUUCGCCAAAAAUCAUUAUGGCCGGAAAUAGUGCUCCAAGAACGGCAGCCUCUAGCAAGCUAGAAAAUGUUGCAGACAACGUUCUUUUACCAAUGAAUUGUGCUCCUGCUCCAUGUUCAAACAUUGCCGGCCGAGACUCAGCCAAUAUGAAAAUACCGCCUCAACUUUUCACAACCACAGCAGUGUCUCCCAAUGCAGAGAUGGUGAACAAAGAAGCAGGUGCGUUCCUAAAUAUUAGUCCACCUGCUGCUCAGCCAAAAGCAGGGCUGGGGCCUGAAAAUGAAACUCUAGCCAGGGCCUGCCAUCUUAACAACCUUGGAGAAAAGCAGACAAAUAAUGCCAAUCCUGUUGAAAUGAUAAAGAAUCUAAUGCCCAGUCCAGAAGGCCGGAGAUCUACAGAUCGGGCUGCCAUCAGGAAUGCGCAGGAGCCCAUCUUUGUAGUGAAUAAUUAUCCAGUUGAAAAGUCGCUGCAAGAUGUCGGUAACAUAGUUAUAAACCAGUCAGCAGAUGAAUAUGCGGAGAAUGGCAUGCAGGAGGAUACGGCAUAUGCAUCCGAAAGCGAAGUGGCAAAUAUGAUUAACGACCUGGCGAAGGCGCAGCUGUAUGAAGAUCAGCAUAGCAUAUCCAGUGGAAUGGGAAGCACAAAUAUCCCGUCCAUGGGAAGUAUAUCUUCAAAGAGUGUCAAGAAAAUUAAAAAUGAUGCAGAAAAUGUUGUUAUUCAUAUUACAAUGCCUGAAAAAAGCGAGUUUGAAGUAAUACUGCACAGAGGUGAUCGAAAAAACAAGAGCGAGAUUGCUCAGCAGGAGAAUGCUGAUGGAGCGGCCGACAAUUUAUUUAACAACGAACAGCUGGGUAUCUCAGAAAGUCCGAAUACAUCAGAUUCGUUCAGCAUGACAGACAAUCCAGACGAGUAUGGUAUUGGCAGCGUUAAUGAAGAAAGCAUAAUAGAUGAAACAGAAAGGCCUGACGAGGGACAGGUAAAAAGGAUGAUUGAGUUUUAUGAAAACUUGAGAAAAGAUUAA
Molecule: messenger RNA, 1701 nt
Organism: Vittaforma corneae ATCC 50505
Lineage: Eukaryota; Fungi; Microsporidia; Nosematidae
Exons: 1
Coding region: 1-1701 (566 amino acids)
Source: RefSeq, a predicted model, not a curated record